Messenger RNA from Mercurialis annua (annual mercury), 2030 nucleotides. RefSeq names its product F-box protein At5g07610-like. The record is from RefSeq and is a predicted model, not a curated record. The transcript is spliced from 2 exons. Gene Ontology annotation, molecular function: protein binding. Bases 414 to 1550 code for a protein of 378 amino acids. NCBI's taxonomy places the organism in Eukaryota, Viridiplantae, Streptophyta, Magnoliopsida, Malpighiales, Euphorbiaceae.
GAAAUUAUGCUUGCUGCUUUUUAUCCCUCUCCCAACGACGAUGAGGUGCGAAACUGAAUUUGGAAAGAGUAAAGUUUGGAUAUUUUUGAUGGGGUGAUGCUGCCAAUCUGGUCUGAAUUCCUCUUCUCUCCCUAUAAAACUUAUUACUUUUUUUUAAUCUUAUUCCAUGCCGAACCCUUGUUUCUUUCAAUUGGGUUGAAGUCUUUUCCUUGUCAAUUUCCCCAAUUCAGAGAAUUAGGUAUCUUCCCAUCAUGAUUAUGUAAAUUAAUUUCCUUCUUAGUUAAAUUAGAGAAUAAAGUCUGUUCCUUUUCCAUUUAGGAAACUAUAUGUAUUCUUAAUCCUUGUGCUAUAUGGAUUCCCUGUGUCCUUAUUUAAUAUCCUAAGUAUGUAUGUUUUUUGUUGAGUAAAAAAUAAUGGAUGAUAGACUAAGCGAGGAUUUAGCAGUUGAAAUUCUGUGUAGACUUCCGGUGAAGAGUCUGAUGCAAUGUAAGAGGGUUUCAAAAGGCUGGUACAACCUCAUCUCGAAUGUUUGUGUCCCCAACAUUUCUCGCAUUUCAUCCACUACCCCUUCUGGUUUUUUGUUCACUUUUGUACGCCGAAAAAUUUCCAGUUAUCAUAACGCCUAUGUUUCUUAUCCACAAGGUCGUUAUUGUGAUAACGAUUGUUCAGGUUUUCUCAGAUCUUGUAUUGAACUUUUACCAUGCAGACCCUAUCAGCUGCAGGAUGCUUGCAACGGCUUGCUUUUAUUUUUUUCAGCAGAUGGUCGCUAUUACGUCUGCAACCCAACUACCAAGCAGUGCAUUGCUGUUCCUUAUGUCCAACGCAAAUAUAAAUCUUAUUUUGCUUCGCUUGUAAUUGAAAAUUUCAUGUCGCCACACUACAAAAUUAUCCGGUUUCCUGAUAUAAAGUUCGGUUGUAGCUUUAUAAAGCUUGAUGUAUUCUCUUCAGCUACUGGAAACUGGGUGAAGCAAAAGUUACGCAUUGAACAAUCGGUUUUUAGUUCUGUUAAGUGUAUUGAGCGCACUGUUUAUUUGAAUGGAAAGCUAUACAGGCAAUCUAUGUCAGAGUAUCUCCUUUGUUUUGACUUGGACAAUCUUAUUGCUAAGGCCAUUCAGCUGCCUGUUGCUAAUUCUAUAGGCAAGUUUGGCUUUAUUGGCCUUUCCAAAGGGCAAUUAUAUUAUGCCAAUCAUGAUUCUUCCAAAUCCAAUAUUUGUUUUUGGAUUCUUGAGGACUGUUUUUGGAGAUUGAAGUAUUGCCUUUCAAUUAGUCAUUUGAUGUCUUUAAGUCCUCAAGUUAGAGAACUGUGCAAGGAUGGCAUCUCUACAAAUUUUAUGCCCUAUGCUAUUCAUCCAAGUGCUGAUAUUGUUUUUCUUGGAUUCCCUACUAUGCUCCUCAGUUAUAAUUUUCAAGAUGAAAAUUUGGAAGUGAUCUUUAAAAUGGUCAAAGGCAGAUUAAUAUACGGAGGCAAAUAUAUGGUCUACCCUUACUCUCCCAGCUUUAUAGUUCUCAACGACUUCACCAAGCACCCUCCUCAAUCUUCAUUGAUUUAGGUCAGUCACUUGUGGUAGCAGGUUUUAUCACUUGCUAUGAAGCUGAAGACGCACUGCCUAGAGGAACUUGAAAUGAAAUAGAGUACUCUUGCAGUUUAGAUGCUUGCAGAUUUAUGACUGAUAAUGACGGGCGGGUUAUUAUUGGAUUGACAAACGUACAAGGUGAUAACUGCAGCAGUAAGAGCUCUGAUAUGAUAUCCAUACUUGUAUGAGUAGGCAUCCAUCUAUUUUCAAAUGCAAAACUAUAAAAGAAGGUUCUCUACAUCUAAGAAAGAGUUUGCACUUUUGAUUUGUUAGUUUCUGUUUCUUUUCCCGAGCAAAGUACUAGUAUAGCAGCAAACUGAAUGACUGCGCGAGGCCAUAACUAACUCUUCUUACGUGGCUUGUUUUGAUUAGUCCUCUGUAUGUGUUUAUAAUGUGCUCUACUUCUGAUGAAUGAUCUUACAUUUGUUUAAAUAGAAAUCGUAAACUUCAAUAGAA